AAGCGAGACGCGCCGGGGACUCACCUCCUCCUUCGCCGGUCGGUAUAACAGCCGCUGCUGCGAAGGCCACGAACCGGGAUAGGCGAUGCCGCUGCUGGAUCGAGGUGGCUGGAGAGGUACCCAUUGCAAAUUCACACUAGCGGCAAGAGAAUUCUUAGUUGAGAAUCCCUACAAAGCAAGUGAACCAUGAAGACAAAUCCAGUUAUUCAAGCUGCUAUUGACCUCACUGCUGGUGCUGUAGGGGGAACAGCCUGUGUGGUAACUGGUCAGCCAUUUGACACCGCAAAGGUGAAAAUGCAGACAUUCCCUAACAUGUACCAAGGACUUGUGGACUGCUUUGUGAAGACUUACAAGCAAGUAGGAUUUCGGGGGUUCUACAAGGGGACCACCCCAGCUCUUGUUGCAAACAUAGCCGAAAACGCCGUGCUCUUCAUGUGUUACGGCUUUUGCCAAAAAAUUGUGAGGAAAAUUGUGGGACUGGACAGGAAUGCACAACUGAGUGACCUUCAAAAUGCCGCUGCUGGUUCCUUUGCUUCUGUCUUUGCCACCUUGGUCCUUUGUCCCACAGAGCUUGUGAAGUGCCGCCUGCAGGCCAUGCACGAAAUGAAGUUGUCGGGGAAGAUCCUACAAGGGCACAAUACAGUUUGGGCAGUAGUGAAAAGUGUUAUACAGAGGGAUGGUCCCCUUGGAUUUUACCGUGGUCUCUCCAGCACUUUGCUACGAGAAAUUCCUGGCUAUUUUUUAUUCUUCGGAGGCUAUGAACUGAGCCGGUCAUUUUUUGCUUUUGGGAGACCAAAAGAGGAGCUAGGUCCUGUCGCACUGAUGUUCAGUGGUGGCUUCGGGGGUGUCUGCUUGUGGACGGCGGUGUACCCAAUCGAUUGCAUCAAAUCUAGAAUCCAGGUGCUUUCUAUGGCCGGAAAACAAGCAGGCUUCAUGGGAACGUUUGCAACUGUAUUCCAAAACGAAGGUGUGUUUGCCUUAUACUCCGGCCUGAAGCCUACUCUGAUCCGUGCAUUCCCAGCCAACGGUGCUCUGUUCCUUGCUUACGAGUACAGCCGGAAGCUGAUGAUGAACCAGUUUGAUGCAUACUAAGCUCUCAUUGUACACAGAUGUCAUUAUGUGCAUUUAUAGGUCAAUGCAGGAGUCGACUGCUGGGAAUGAAGGUAACACUAGGGGUUGGACUUUGUCGAAGCAGUUUUUUUUAAAAAAGAAGAGUCUGCAUGGGUCAGUUUUAAUAAACAUCCUAUGUUUUCUAAA
Messenger RNA from Eublepharis macularius, 1257 nucleotides. RefSeq names its product solute carrier family 25 member 15 (gene SLC25A15). The record is from RefSeq and is a predicted model, not a curated record. Gene Ontology annotation, molecular function: L-ornithine transmembrane transporter activity. Lineage: Eukaryota; Metazoa; Chordata; Lepidosauria; Squamata; Eublepharidae. Gene Ontology annotation, biological process: mitochondrial L-ornithine transmembrane transport. The coding region runs from base 187 to 1092 and encodes 301 amino acids. The transcript is spliced from 7 exons.